This is a messenger RNA of Coregonus sp. 'balchen', 2658 nucleotides long. NCBI's taxonomy places the organism in Eukaryota, Metazoa, Chordata, Actinopteri, Salmoniformes, Salmonidae. The record is from the annotation of a GenBank genome assembly.
AUGGACAUAAAUACAGCAUUACCUGAUCCAAAUGCCUACAACCCAUACAUCAAUGAAAUGAUAGUGGAUCAAAUGAACCGGGUGAAUGUAGAUGUUUCAACCAGGGUGUCAGAUGAUAUAAUAGCCCCUGGUAUUAUGAGGCCCGUCAACUCAGCACUUCAGGAUGGAUGUUUCCCCAGUGCAGUACCUGAUGUGAACGGGUACAACCCCUACAUGAAUGAGAUGAUAGUGGAUAAAAUGAAAGGGGUGAACUUUGGUGUUUUACCCAAGGUGUCAGAUGAGAUGACAGGCUUCAAUGUUAUGGGACCACCCAUCUCAGCACCACUGGAGACAAAGGAUACAAGUGUGGUGAACACUCCUGUGUGCCAACAUAUUUCAGCUCCACAAGAAGCAAGUGUCCCCAGUUUGGUGUAUCCUCCAACACCACAGGUAACAACUGGAGCCACCUUCAUGCCACCACGUGUUUCACCAGCAGAAGAAAUAAGUGUUCCUAGUUUGGUGUAUCCUCCAAUUUCAGCUGGACAGGGGGCUAAUACACCCAGUUUGGUGCUCCCGCCUAUUUCCAUUGCUCAUGAAACUGGAGCACUCCCAUUGCUUAGCCCUCCUAUUGUGCCAACCAUGGCCGCACCAAGAGCAGCCACUUUACCAAACCCCUAUGUAACAGCUCCACAGAAAACAACAGCCACUCUGCUUUAUCCCUCAAUAUUGGCCCAGGAGGAAACAAGACCCCCUUCAUUCCCCCAGGCCACGGUUGCCCACCUGCAUCAGUGCACUGGUCGGAAUGCAGAAGCAUUCCAUGUGAAUGAGGAGAACAGAAGAACACCCUAUAUGAUUCCACUGGUCUCCCAAAGCAUUAUGGGAGUGCCACAUAUGUAUGUUCAACCACAACAACCCCAGUUCAUUCACAGCUGGUCCAGAGAAGCAUGUAAGUUGAAUAAUGAUUGGUUGUAAAAGGACAAUAUACAGUUGAAGUCGGAGGUUUACAUACACUUAGGUUGGAGUCAUUAAAACUUGUUUUUCAACCAAUCCACACAUUUCUUGUUAACAAACUAUCGUUUUGGCAAGUCGGUUAGGACAUCUACUUUGUGCAUGACACAAGUAAUUUUUCCAACAAUUGUUUACAGACAAUUAUUUCACUUACAAUUCAAUGUAUCACAAUUCCAUUGGGUCAGAAGUUUACAUACACUAAGUUGACUGCCUUUAAACAGCUUGGAAAAUUCCAGAAAAUGAUGUCAUGGCGUUAGAAGCUUCUGAUAGGCUAAUUGACAUCAUUUGAGUCAAUUGGAGGUGUACCUGUGGAUGUAUUUCAAGGCCUACCUUCAAACUCAGUGCCUCUUUGCUUGACAUCAUGGGAAAAUGAAAAGAAAUCAGCCGUCAUACUGCUCAAGAAGGAGACACAUUCUGUCUCCUAGAGAUGAAUGUACUUUGAACGUAAAGUUGUGGCAAAAUGGCUUAAGGACAACAAAGUCAAGGUAUUGGAGUGGCCAUCACAAAGCCCUGACCUCAAUCCUAUAGAAAAUGUGUUGGCAGAACUGAAAAAGUGUGUGCGAGUAAGGAGGCCUACAAACUGGAUUCAGUUACACCAGCUCUGUCAGGAGGAAUGGGCCAAAAUUCACCCAACUUAUUGUGGGAAGCUUGUGGAACGCUACCCGACACGUUUGACCCAAGUUAAACAAUUUAAAGGCAAUGCUACCAAAUACUAAUUGAGUGUAUGUAAACUUCUGACACACUGGGAAUGUGAUAAAAGAAAUAAAAGCUUAAAUAAAUAAUUCUCUCUACUAUUAUUCUGACAUUUCACAUUCUUAAAAUAAAGUGGUGAUCCUAACUGACCUAAGACAGGGAAUUUUUACUAGGAUUAAAUGUCAGGAAUUGUGAAAAACUGAGUUUAAAUGUCUUUGGCUAAGGUGUAUGUAAACUUCCGACUUCAACUGUAGUAUGCUCUUUUUGAUCAUACCUACCCAAAUGUACCAAUUGUAGUUCAUCACCCUCUUUGUGUUGUUAUUGUCAGUAACCCCCUUAACAAAUCUCCUCUAUUAUCAUCCUGUAGAUUCACAAAGGCCAUGUGACACAGCACCUACUGGAGCCAUGCCAGAGUGCCAGUAUGUUACACCUGAAGCAUGUGGUAGCACCUGGAGACUCUGCCACCUGGCACGCCCUGAGACUAUGGCCGGGAUGCCAACAGCUGUGGCUUUCCCAGGAGGAUCUAGGAUUGUGAUUGGCUGUGGGCAAGACUACAACCCUGACCAGACCAACUUGCCAAUGUACCAGAACUUUGGGCCCUGUUUCAGCUCCCAUCACGUAUAUAUGGGUGGUGCCAGCUCGUUUCAAACCAUCUGCCCAAUGAGUGGUGCCUACAUGCCAGUCAUGCCUACGGCCCCUACCUUCGAACCCUCAGACCAUCGCUGCUACCAGGGUUCCCCUGAUGUGAUCCCUCCACAUUAUGUACGGAUCAACAGCCCAACUCACAGUGUUGCCUCUUACCCUUGCCCAACUCCAUCAUCCCCACAUUAUGUACGGAUCAACAGCCCAACUCACAGUGUUGCGUCUUACCCUUGCCCUAUUCCAUCAUCCAUGCAGCCCCAGGGCUUUGCCUAUGCUCCUGUCCACAUGUAUGGUACCCGCAGUGAAACUGGGAAUGCAAUGUCAUCCACCUUCAAU